Chlamydomonas reinhardtii is the source of this 2892-nucleotide messenger RNA. RefSeq lists its product as uncharacterized. Gene Ontology annotation, biological process: sphingolipid catabolic process; ceramide biosynthetic process. Gene Ontology annotation, molecular function: glycerophospholipase activity. The record is from RefSeq and is a predicted model, not a curated record. Bases 147 to 1856 code for a protein of 569 amino acids. The transcript is spliced from 2 exons. Gene Ontology annotation, cellular component: membrane; cell periphery; endoplasmic reticulum. Lineage: Eukaryota; Viridiplantae; Chlorophyta; Chlorophyceae; Chlamydomonadales; Chlamydomonadaceae.
UGUUAAAAGGGAGCUUCCAAACUCCAGGAAGGCUUAAAGCGGUUACAAUGGACGGCGAAGACGACAUCGAUAAUUGGUCUCGCUUGACGCCCGCGCUAUUGCGCAAAAUAGCUGGCUGUUUCCAUCCGCAUGAAGUUGUAACCUCGAUGAAGCUAAUCAAUAGCAAGACGGCAGCGGCGCUGCGUGAGUACAAAUCUACUCUGACGCUGGGCGUGGCUCGCACGCGCGCUGGCGACCCGUCUCCCCACCGUGCGGUUAAACCCUGGCCGGGGCACGCCUUCACGGCGCACUGGGGCUGCCCCGAGCCCUGGCGCUGUCUCAGCCUUCGCCAGCGCGAGCGGCUGCUGUGCCUGGCCGCGUCCUCUGGCCACGUGCCCAGCCUGGACGCGGCCCUGGCGCAUUGCGGCUGCGCCCUGAAGCCGGAGGUGCUGACGGCGGCGGCUGCAGCCGGCAACCUGGCGAUCUGCGAGCGGCUGCUGCACGGCGAGGGCUGCUCUAUCAGCAAUGAGGCAGUAGCAGCCGCGGCGGAGGGCGGCCACAUGCCCGUGCUUCAGCUGCUGCUGGGGGUGACUGGAGGCAAGCCGACGCCAACAUGGCUUGACGCUGCGGCCCAGGGCGCCUGCGCAGGCGGCCAGCCCCACAUCCUGGACUGGCUGCAGCAGGCGCACGGCUACAGCCUGAAACCAGAGGACGCGGUUGCGGCGGCGCGGGCGGGGCGGGAGGAGCUGCUGGAGGGCCUGCUACUGCCGCGGCUGUUCCCGGCUGUAGCACUGGCAGCAGCAGCAGCACCAGCAGAAGCAGCAGCACCAGCACCAGCACCAGCACCAGCAGCAGGCGCAGGGGCAGCAGGGGGCGGCGCCGGCGAUGUUGCAAACGGCGCGGCGGCGGCGGACCGGCAGCGUGACAGCGGGCCUGGAGACGACAGCCAUGGUGGCAACGGCGAUUGUGUUGAUCGCGAUCAUUGUGAUCAUGGCGAGGAUGGCGAGGAUGGCGGCGACAGCUCGGCGUUUGGCAGCAAGUGGCAGCUUCUGGAUGCAAUUAUUCACGGCUGCCCCGUUGACUUGUUGCAACGAUAUUAUACCAGCCUGUGGCGCUGGCGGCCGCAGGCCGCGCCGGCGGCGGCGGCGGCGGCGGCCGGCGGCGCGCUGGAGGCCGCGGCGGCGGCGGCGGCGCGGGACCGUGACGCCUGGUUCGACGGUCUGUUGUCGUCCGCCGUGGGCAGCCCCACGCCCUGCUGGGCCGCCAAGCUGGAGCUCUUGCUGCGGGCGUGGGGCCCGACGCUGGCGCCGCUGGUGCUGGAGAGUGCGGAGCUGGGGCGCGGCCUGCGGUUGGCGGCGGGGCAGCUGCCUGGGCCCGAGUUCCUGGCGCGGCUGAUGCGGCUGCGGGCGGUGGGGGUGCCGCUGGGUGAAGGUGGCGGCGGCGGUGGCUUUGGCGGUGAUUUUGGCGGUGAUUUUGGUGGAGGUGGCGGUGCAUUUGGUGGUGAUUUUGGUGGCGGUGAGUUUGGAGGUGGUGGUGAGUUUGGUGGAGGUGGCGGCGGCGGCGGCGUGGAUGGCGCGGCGCUGGAUGCCGCGGUGUGGGGCGGGCAAGCCGAGGCGCUGGCGUGGCUGUGGGAUGAGUGUGGCCUGGGGGAGUGUUUGCAUGGGGGCGGCAUGGCGGGGCUGUGGCGGAGGUUGUGUAGGCGGGGCGGCUGGGGCUGCGCCGCAGCGCCGCCAGAGCGGUGCGUCGUGUUGUUGCGAGUGAUGCGGGAGCGGGGGCUGGAGGCUCUGAGCCGGGCCGACAUCACCCGAGUGGAGCGCGCCGGCAACCUCGCGGCUCUGGCCUGGCUGCGGCGCUGCGGCCUGCUGCCGCCGCCGUAGGGCUGUAGCACUGCCGCCGCCGUAGGGCUGUAGCGGCGCCUGCUGCCACCGUAGGGCUGUAGCACGCAGUGAGGUCCUUCCGUGCCUGCUGGCUGUUGCCGCCGUCUGCCUGCUGCCAUUCGGUCGGGGGCCUGCUGCCGCUGUAGGGCUGUCGAACCGUCUGCUGAUGUCGCUGGGGGUACACUAAGUACGUAUGAGGACGUGGCUGAGUGCUGUGCCGUGGCUGCUCCUGCAGUCCUCCUAACAGGCCGGAUAGCUGUGGAGGCGAAGGUACAGAGGUAGACUGCGGGGGUACUUAGCACCCUCGCGCGACAGCAUACGUAGGGUCUUCAGACAGUUCAGGACGGCGUCUUGAAAAUCAGCGCUCAGGCUGGGCUUGGUACUGGGACCUUGGUUGAGGUAGGUGUCCAAGCUUGGGGUUAGCAGGGUAGCUGGAGAGGGGGUUAGCGUAGCGUUGCAGGGGGUGAUGGUGGAGGCUGCGGCUGCGCGUUCCGCAGUUUGAGGCAAUGCAUGCAACAGGCCCUUUGUGCAACAUUGCGCUGGGCGUACGGUCAGAAGUCGUGUCGGAAGCAGCCACUCCGUGAUUGAAAGAGGUUUGCCACUUCGCCCUGUCGGAAUAUAAGAAUUUGGGUUGGCAAGCCAGGUUUGCGACUUGUUGAAUGCAGCCAGGUUGAAUGCAGCCAGGUUGAAUUCCCAGGUUGACUUAAGGUCAUGCCAUUGCCAGCCGCAUGCACGCAUGCCCCGGGGCGUGUAGAUCCCCCGCGCUAAGAGGCAUAGGGGCUUCUCCCCACCUCAUGCUCACUCUGAGACGUAAGCGCAUGCGACGAGGUGGGGCUUGCAACAAGCCGAAUGAGGUGUUGUGGGCCGUGUGAGUGGCGGGAGCAGGUGUUGUCGCAGGGUCCAGCUGGUAGCUGGGUCCAGCACUUUCCAGACUGUCCCCGGCGCUAUCACGGAUUGACCGCUUCCGACACGACUUCCCACCGCACGCCUAGCACAUUACUGCACAAUGGGCCUGUUGCCUUCCUAUAAUUCCUGG